This is a messenger RNA of Triticum dicoccoides, 1019 nucleotides long. RefSeq lists its product as uncharacterized. Lineage: Eukaryota; Viridiplantae; Streptophyta; Magnoliopsida; Poales; Poaceae. The coding region runs from base 1 to 858 and encodes 285 amino acids. The transcript has 4 exons. The record is from RefSeq and is a predicted model, not a curated record.
AUGAAGCAUUCGUCGGACCAUCAGAACAUCGACAACGUUGUAAGGGAGCAUCACCAGUGCUACGAUGGAGCAUCGUCGGGCCAUCGAAACAUCGCCGACGCUGCAAUCGCCGAGCCGUCGGAGCAUCACCGGCACUGCGAUGGAGCAUCGUCGGGCCGCGAGAACAUCAUCGAUGCCGCGAUGAAGCAUUCGUCGGACCAUCGGAACGUCGACGAUGCUGCAAGGGAGCAAGUCCGCUGGCUGUUUUAUUAUGAGGUGACCGGCGACGUGGCCCUGAGGACUGCAGCUGCCCAGCCGUCCGCCUUUUCCCUUUCCCCUUUACAUCCCCUCCUCCACUGCAGCUGCCCUGCUGCCCCCUCCUCGGCGAGGCGCCUCACGAGCGCCGCGAGGUCAGCACGGGAGGCGCGCCCGCACGAGCUCCGCGAGGGAGGUGGCCAGUACGGCGAGGCGCCGUGCCCGCAUGAGCGCCGUGAGGUCAAAGUGCAGCGGCGGCCAAUACGGGGAGGCGCAGCGACCGCUCGGGCUCCGCGAGGUCCAGGGGCGGAAGCAGCCAAUACGGCGAGCGGUGCCUGUCCGGCGACCAUACGGCCUCCGCGGCGUGCUCGACCUUGCUCCUACGCCUCCUACCCGGGCUGGACAUCCCCCCGUGCGUUGUCCCCACCCGCAUCACCAAGCUCCCCAACGGCGUCCGCGAUCCCCGUCGCCUCCGAGGACUUCCAGAUUAACACCGAGGCUCCCUGCCGUUCACAGCGUCUUGCCAAGUACAAUACUACAACCAGGCAAGUAGCUCUUCUCGUAUGUGGUGCUGAAGCAAUGCCGGCUCCUUUUUUCGCCAAAACCUUCUUGCAAAUGAUUUAAUAAAUUAUUUAAUCCCAUGGUUCAUUAUUCCGUUUAGUGUAUGCUUACUUUUGGCACUACUAGUUCUGAUGUUGCUGGUGUCCUAGAUUUUUUGGUUGCAGUGAUGAGUUAUGUGCUCCAGCAAAUCGUUGCCGUAAUUCUGAAUUGUAGUAGUUCCUUCU